AUGCACAGUUGGGAAAAGCGAACAGCUCGAAACGGUCAAAGCGUUGUUCAGCAAACUGCUCGUGCAAAUCGAGCAACCGCUACGUCAAAGUGCUCGAGCCAGAGUGCACAACACAAUAACAACAGUGCGACCAAACAAAAGCCUUUCAAAACAAUCAAUCUUUUGUUGCGUUUCGUUGCUGCAGCAUCCGGUGAAACUUUGGCAAAGCGCUGGUAUCGAACUAUGCAGUGGAAACCCCUUUACAUAUACUGUCGCAAGCACUUUGCUGGAUAAGACACUAAUUACAUUGCUGGUUCCGGCUACCGUCCUUCUAGUUCCUGUCCCGCGUUUCUACUGCCCUUGGUGGAGGCAAGCAUUUUCGUUUGUGCAAGGUAUUCGUUUACUGCCUCCCCCAGUUCAGUUCCCCCUGUGAUUAGUGUGCUUCCUGCGUUGUGAACCAACCGGAAAAGAAGAAGAAGACUCUUUGUCGUGUAAACAAAACAUCCGGCAACUAUGCAGUGAGAGGUUCGACCCAAAGAAACAAAGUAAAAGCAUUCGCGUGAGGAAAUAUUUUCAACCUACAUUGGCAAAGAAAUGUCCUAAAAGGUAAACGGAGAAGAAUGAUCCUUCUGGACCGUCGGCCAUAAACUCCGCCAUAGCAUGUCGGCACAAACGAACAACAAAGGGCUGUACCGUAGGAAGCAUCCCGAUGAGCGCAGCAGAUCGUUUGACCGAACCGUGAUUAGUGACGAUGAUGAUGACGAAGAAUCCGACACACUGACGGAGCUGUCACGAGAGUCGCUUACGAGCAGUCAGGGACGUAGCAGCAUCGGUUCGAUACCAUGGGCAGAGGACGCUAUCAAGCAGAAUCAAACUGAAUGGGAACGGAUCGAUCGGAUGUUUUACGGUGAAGAAGAUCUCCCCUCAGACGCAAAGCUGCGGGAAGAAAUAUUGGAAUGGACAUCCGUCUUUCCUUUCCUGCGUGUUGCGGGCAAAUCGAUUACCAUCGUCGAAUCGGCCCAUGCGAAAGGAAACGAUCCAUUUCACGAGGAAAUAUUUAUGAUCGAUCCACCGCUCCCUAGUCGGACGCGGUCUUCCCGUUCGGGCCGGGAUGGACUGAGCAAAUAUGCGGGCAAAGAUGUGGAAUGUUUGCUAAGUGCCUGCGAGCUGGACAAAUGCUUGUGCAUCAGCUCAGGCCAGCUGCACCGUCAAAGCAAUCAAGCAUCCGCGCAGGCGAAAGCCGGACGACGCUCCGGGAUGAUGGAUGUCGGGGUCGCGGAAUCCAUAGAUAGGAUAGACAAACCGUACAUCAAAGUAAAACCUCUCAACAGUCUGAUGGUACCGCAGGUGCCCGUCGUCUCGGUGGGUUCGUUUGGGUUAUUAAUAUCGAACCACUGCGGUGUCGUCGGCCCAGCGAACUAUCAUGCCCUGUCGGGUGUGAGUAGAAAUUGCAGCGCACAAUCAGUCACGCAUAAAAACGCUGACGUUCAUGCCGAUCGCUAUAACAGAAAUGUGAAUCUACAGCGAAAGCUCGCACCCUUGCCCCACCGGCCACCGCAGCAACAGCAUCAGAGCAAACCGUCCGCUAAAACGACCAUUGAAACGACCAUCCUGUCGGCGUCGGCAUCCGCAACGCACAAUCGCAUCCCACCGUUAGCUAAGAACUAUAAGUUCCUGGUGCAAAACAGCUACGUGGCACCGACACUUCUGGCCGAAAUUGAGCAACGGCAUCACAACAAACUGAAUGUGGUAAAAUCGGCAACGACCCGGUACAUGGCAUCAUCACCCACCAAGCACAUCUUUGCCCUGCCUGCCUUAACCGGAAUCGACGGGCUGGUGCGCCACAAUCCUGUUACGGGCGUUUCGGGAUUGCAGCGGAGUCCGGCCAAGGGCCGAACGUUCCGAUCGGAGGUAAUCGGUCGAUCGAUUUCUGCUGCCAUCACGCAAAAACAAAACCCAAUCUAAUGAUUCAUUUAUGUCGCACACACUGAAGAAGAUACCGAAUUCCGUCCUACUCGCAAUACGAGCUAACCGAAGCAGAAGUGUAUAUGCAUCGAGAGUUGCAAAAAUAUGGUUUAAUUUAAUUUAUGAUAGAAUCACGUUACGAUCUCAUAAGCUUAAAAAGAGUAUGUUUUAUAGUAUGGGUUUUUUUCAAUGCAUACAUGGAAACUGUAUUGUAAUAUGAGUCGAAAGCCACAAGAAAUAAUGUUAAAGAAGUUAAUGUGGUUGGCAUGCAAAUAAAUCCAAGUUUCAAGAGA
Messenger RNA from Anopheles stephensi (Asian malaria mosquito), 2237 nucleotides. RefSeq lists its product as uncharacterized. NCBI's taxonomy places the organism in Eukaryota, Metazoa, Arthropoda, Insecta, Diptera, Culicidae. The transcript is spliced from 2 exons. The coding region runs from base 640 to 1944 and encodes 434 amino acids. The record is from RefSeq and is a predicted model, not a curated record.